AUGUGUUCCUGGCUGGGUUGCAAUAGAGAAGAAGAAAAUGAGGGCAAGCCCGAGACCGUGCCCAAAGCUGGCUUUAUCAAAUGUCCUGUCUUCAAAGGCGUCGCUUCCAGUCGCUUUUUGCCCAAAGGCACCAAAACCAAGGUUAACCUUGAGGAGCAGGGAAGACAAAAGGUCUCUUUCAGCUUUAGUUUAACCAAGAAAACCUUACCCAACCGAUUCCUGACGGCUCUCGGCAACGAGAAGCAAAAUGAAACCCCCAGCCCGCCAGCAGCAGCCCUUCAGACUGACUUUAACCCCAAAAGUAAGAUGGACCUGCUGGGGGAUGCCACAGGUGCAGCUGAGGAGUCUUCCCCUCCAAAACCCAAGGUAGAACUAGGAAAGAUCCAUUUCAAAAAGCAUUUACUGAGCGUCACGGUGAAACCGCUGCCUGCUGCCACGCUGCUCUCGCCGCCACCCCCUGCGGCACCGGGACCGGAGCUGGCGGCAUCGGCCACGGACUUCCCCUCAACACCUCCACCUCCACCGCCUCCCCCUCUGCCUCCCCCUCCGCCGAUGGCGUCGCCAGCAGCACCGAUGCCAGUUCCUGUCGCCACAAGCUUGCCACAGCUGCCGGUAACACUGAUGCCAACGCUGUUGCUGUCACCAGCCGUGGAAGCUGAGGUCCCUGCUUUGAAGGAGCCAUGCCCUGUGGUAUCUAAGGAGGCUUCGGAGCAGGACAUCAAGCAGGACGUGGUUUCCCACGGUUCAGAGGAACAUGUGAGCCAGCCCUUGCCUGAGCAGACAGAAACUACUCUGCAGAAGGAAGAUUCCCAUAUUGGGAAAGAAGAUGAGGUUUCUGACAGCUCCAAGGGUGCUCCAUCCAGCUCCCAGAGGCAGGGCUCCAAGAGGAAGUUCUCCCAGUCCGACAGCACGCUGCUGGGCUCCGAGUCCGACGAAGACUCGGUGAGGACCUCCUCCAGCCAGCGCUCGCACGAGCUGAAGAUAUCCAGCACGGAAAAGGAGAGAGAUCCCAGACGGGGCUCUGCCUCCCUCAGAGGUGACGAUUCGGGGAAGUCCUCCUCGCGCUCCAGGUCAGAGAGGGAUGAGAAGUACUCGAGCUACUCCAAGUCGGACAGGGAUUCGCGCUACUCGUCCUCCCGCUCACGCUCGGACAGGGAUAGGAGACGCAGCCGCUCCCAUUCCCGCUCCCGCUCGGAUCGGGGCUCCCGGCCCAGCUCCUCCUACUCGCGGUCAGAGCGCUCACAUUACUAUGAGUCUGACCGCCACUACCACCGCAGCUCCCCAUACAGGGAGAGGGACAGGGACAGGGACAGGGACAGGGACAGGGACAGGGAUAGGGAGAGGGAGAGGGAGAGGGAUAGGGAUAGGUCCAGGUAUUCCCGUUCCUACGCAGACAGCAGGGCCCGGGAGAGCUCCGACUCGGAGGAGGAGUACAGGAGGACACAUUCCAGGUCCAGCGACUCAAGGCGUACGUCGUCCCACUCCUCCUCCUCCUACAGAGACUCCAGGCGCUCUUACUCCAAGUUGGAAAGGGAUAGCAAAGUGGAGUCGUCUCACAGUGACAUGGAAAGGAGAGGAAGGUCUUCUUCAAAAGCAGAUAGAGAUUCCAAAAGGACUUCUGAAAGUGAAGUAACCAAAAGGUGCUCUCCCCUUGCUGAGCCAGGCUAUCGAAAGGGGACAUCCCAUCCUAAGCCCGACAGUAAUGUGAAUUCCUCCCGCUACAAAUCCACCCCUUCCAAGACCCCCACACCAAAGCCUGAUAAAUUUAAGAGUUCUUUCUGUUGUACAGAAUCGAUCGAGGAGAUCAAGCAGCAGUCUAAUUCUCUAGAUUUAGAGACCUCUUGUCUAAAAAGCACCGAGACCAGGGUGGCUGGCACCAGGAAGUCGCUUUCUCCCUUCACCCACUCAAGCAAUUCGCCCACGUCUCGCAAGGCAGAUGAGCCCGAAGCAGGUUUUGCCAGCUCAAAACCUGAGGAACCUACAGCAAGCCAGUGCCAGGACAGUGUUAAGGAACAGGAAACUUUCCUCAAGGUAAAACAUGAGCAGUUGAGAACAUCUUUCCCCAUGGAGUCAACUUUAAAUGACUCCCCUGAGGGCAGAGCUGAUGGUGUGGCACCUUGCGGUGCCUCCAGAGCAGAGGAUGUCACCAACAGCCUGUGCCAGUCCGAAGUGUCACCUGUUGUCAUGCCGGAGCCGUCGGAUCCACUGCCGUCUCAUGGGUUGGAGAGCACCUUUGUGUCUCCAGAGCAGGAGCUGGGUGAUGCCCAGGUCCAAUCCAGUGAGUGCAACAGCCUCUUUGGUCAAGUAGAGACUCCUGUCCCACAGCAACAAGAGGAAGCCACCCCUUUGCCCAUGGGGAAUGUGGAUGAUGCUAAAACCGUAGUAAGGGAGCUGGCUGAUGAGGUGCCUCCCUGUGACCAAGCCAAAGACCCAGUGUUGUGCUACCUUUCGGACGACGCCACCCCUGCUUUGUGUCAUUCAGAGGUUGAAAUUGAAGCGGAACCGGCAGACCCCAGGGUGACCUCCGAGACGUUUCUCGAUGUGCAGGUUGAGCCACAGACCGUCACAUGUGACUAUGAGUGUAUAGAGGAUCACCACUCAACACCUGCCUGUGAUGAUGAGCGGCAUCAUCCUGACCAUGAAAUAAGCCUGGUGGUGGAGAGCUCAAGCCAGGAUCUGCCCCAAGAUGACUCUUCCCUGAGGCUCCAGUCAGAGCCUCCCGUGACGCAGGAGCGCGUCUCCUCCAAAUGGGACGUGCCGCCUCCAGAUGGAGGCCAGGAGCUGCUCCAGUGUUCAGAAGCCAAAGAGGUGCUCAAGGUGGACACUCAGCACGUUGAUCUUGUUUCAGCAGGAGUCAAGCCAUCAGUCAGGGAUGAGCAUUCCUACUUUUCGGAAGUGCCGCUGGAGCUCCGCAGAAGAGAGCUCGUGGGGGAAAGCGCAGCUCCCACCGAGGAGGUCGGGCCGAGCGAUUUGGGAAUUCCGUGUCCUGGCAUAGUGGCCGAGAAGGAUGAGGGAGGUGAGCCCUUGGUGGCUUCAGCUUUUCCAGAUGCCUUGUUUCCUUCUUGCAACGUUGUCGCCACCACGGAGGAGACGGAGUUGGUAACUCAAGCCCCGACCUGUGACAGCAGCGGCAGCGCUGCGGAGUUCGUCCCUGCUGGCCAUGAUGAUUACUCUGACACUGGGGAGAGCAACAGUGUUGGGGGCAGCGAUGACAGUGACACGGAGGACUCGGACUCUGAUGAUGGUGCACCCCCGAAGCGGCUGCAGUCCGUUGUGGUGGUCCCAAAGAACUCGACCAUCGUGAUGGAGGAGAGCAGCCCCGGCUCCUCGCGGAGCAGCCAGGGCAACAGGCGCUUCUCCGACCACUGGGACGACGAGCGACCCGAGCCCAGCAGGCUCUACUAUGAGGAGAGAGUAGAGAACCUGGUAAGUAAAAGCGGGGCACAAGCAGAGAGCAGAUGUUCUCCUAGAGGGAUGGAGAGGAGUCCAGCAACUUCUACCGAGCUUGGCAGGAAGGAGGCGGAGGAGCUGCGGCCAGAUCCGUGCCAGCCUCAGAGCGAUGGCGUUGACAGCACGAGCCAGGCAGACCUCACAGCUGACUCCCAUGGCAAACCCACCUCAGAUGAGAGGAUACCACUGAAGGAGCUGCUGGCUGUUGGCAGACCACCUGAGCAGCCCUUUUGUCUACCAGAGAGCUUGGAAAGCACCGAGAAAUCCAGGCACCAGCUGAGCUCUGCCAGGCCAGACAGCAGGCAGGGCAGUGGUGGGCUUAACCUGUCUGGCCAUGGGGACUUUUCUAGGCUGGAUGGUUUUCAAGCAACAGAGGAAGGGAGUGGUUUGAGCUGGGACUUGAACCAGACAGAGAAGCCCAGCAGCACUUACCAGCAGCCAGACAGCAGCUUUGGGGUCUACUCAGGCUAUGUUUACCAGCCGGGUUCCGAAACCUAUGGUGCUUCCCAGGGCUACUGGCAAGGCAAUGGCUACUGGGACACAAGAGCUGCUGGCAGGCCUUCUGCUGUCAGCUACGAACGAGUGCAAGGGCAGGUACCGGAUUCUCUAACAGAAGACCAUGAGGAGUAUGAGGUGGAUGAGCAGUGGGAUGAUGAGUGCAAGCCUCGUUUCCCCAGCCCCUCCAGUAAGUGCCAGGGGCCUGAGCAGAAAGAGGAAGGCUCGGUGCAGGCGCAUGAGAUCAGCAGCAACUCCACCAAGGAGCCGGUGCCUGGUGGGGAGAAAAAGGAAGAGGGGAAGGUUUUGGAAAAAAAUGAUGUGAAGGAACGAGGUCCACCAAAGAAAAGGCGUCCUGAGUUGGAGAGUGACUCCGAGAGUGACGUGGACUCGAGGGAGAAGAAGAAGGGUUUGAAAAUAGAGGGGGAGCAAGUGGAGUUGCCACCACAGGACUCCUCCAUGGUCGGUCACUUGUGCAUCAUGGAUGACUUCAGAGACCCCCAGCGCUGGAAGGAGUUUGCCAAGCAGGGGAAGAUGCCCUGUUACUUUGACCUGAUCGAGGAGAACGUCUACCUGACUGAAAGGAAGAAGAACAAGUCCCACCGGGACAUCAAGCGAAUGCUGUGCGAGUGUCCUCCUCUCUCCAAGGAAGAGCGAGCUCAGGGGGAGGUGGCGUGUGGAGAGGACUGUCUCAAUCGCCUGCUCAUGAUAGAGUGUUCUUCCAGGUGCCCCAAUGGUGACUACUGCUCCAACAGGCGCUUCCAGAAGAAGCAGCACGCGGACGUUGAGGUCAUCCUCACGGAGAAGAAGGGCUGGGGGCUGAGAGCUGCCAAGGACCUGCCAUCCAACACUUUUGUCUUGGAGUACUGUGGAGAAGUUCUGGAUCACAAAGAGUUCAAAGCUCGUGUGAAGGAAUAUGCCCGGAACAAGAACAUCCACUAUUAUUUCAUGGCUCUGAAGAAUGAUGAGAUCAUUGAUGCCACGCAGAAAGGAAACUGCUCAAGGUUUAUGAACCACAGCUGCGAACCCAACUGUGAGACGCAGAAGUGGACUGUCAAUGGGCAGCUCAGGGUUGGAUUUUUCACCACCAAACUCGUCCCAUCGGGCUCAGAGCUGACCUUUGAUUACCAGUUCCAGAGAUAUGGCAAGGAGGCUCAGAAGUGCUUCUGUGGCUCAGCCAACUGCCGGGGUUACCUGGGAGGAGAGAACAGGGUGAGCAUCCGGGCGGCCGGAGGCAAGAUGAAGAAGGAGCGCUCCCGCAAGAAGGACUCGGUGGAUGGGGAGCUGGAAGCUCUGCUGGAGAAUGGAGAAGGUCUCUCAGAUAAGAACCAAGUUCUGAGCUUAUCCCGGCUGAUGGUUCGCAUCGAAACGCUGGAGCAGAAGCUCACCUGCCUCAAACUCAUACAGAACACACAUUCCCAGUCCUGCCUCAAGUCCUUCCUGGAAUGUCAUGGCUUGUCUCUCCUUUGGAUUUGGAUGACAGAGCUGGGUGAUGGGCGAGGAAGCACUGCCAACAACCUCAAGUUGCAGCUGGAGAUAAUGAAGACUCUGGAGCUCCUGCCCAUACCUACCAAGAACAUGCUGGAGGAGAGCAAAGUUCUCCCCAUUAUCCAGCGCUGGGCUCAAACCAAGACUGCUGUGCCCCAGCUGAGUGAAGGUGAUGGCUACUCCAGUGAGAACACCUCACGGGCUCACACACCCCUCAACACCCCAGACCUUUCCACCAAGCAGAGUGCAGAAGGUGACACAGACACCCCCAAGAAGCUGGUCUUCAGGAGGCUGAAGAUUAUAAGUGAAAACAGCAUGGACAGUGCCAUCUCGGAUACAACCAGUGAGCUGGAAGGGAAGGAGGGCAAAGAGGACCAGGACCAGCUGGAGGGAGCCCCAGUGGAGGUGCCAGAGGAGCAGCAGCAACCUCAGGAGAGCAAAGCUGCCAUCGAGCCGCCAGUGGAGAGCAGCAAACCCCAAGCUGCAGAGCUAGAGGCUGAGCCUGAAGCUGAGGUCAAAGAGAGCAAUGGUGGGAAGCUGGAGGAGCCCAUGGCCAUGGAGACCCCAUCCCAGGAUGAAGAGGAAGGUGUCUCUGAUGUUGAGAGUGAGAGAAGCCAAGAGCAAACAGACAAAAUUGUGGAUGUCAGCGAUCUGGCCACCAGGCUGCUGGACAGCUGGAAGGAGCUGAAGGAGGUGUAUCGCAUCCCCAAGAAGAGCCAAGCAGAAAAGGAGAAUAGUGCCACCAGUGGGAGAGAGGCAGCUGGCAACAGAGAUCAGACUCCUACUCCAAAGAACCCCAUCCUGAGCAGGGAGCGGGAUCCUGAGAGGCAGAGCCAGAGCAAAGAGAAGAAGAGGCGCAGAGAUUCCUUGUCCCCACCUGCCUCAGCCUACGAGAGAGGAACCAAGAGGCCAGAGGACAGAUAUGACACACCAGCAUCUUCCAAGAAGAAGGUCCGGCUCAAGGACCGCAACAAGCUGACCACCGAGGAGCGCCGGAAGCUGUUCGAGCAGGAGGUCGCCCAACGAGAAGCCCAGAAACAGCAGCAGCAGCUCCAAAGCCUGGGGAUGACCUCUCCCCUGCCCUACGACUCCCUGGGCUACAGCACCUCCCACCACGGCUUCAUUGGCUACCCCCCUGGCUACCCCAUGCAAGCCUACGUAGAUCCCAGCAACCCCAACGCCGGCAAGGUGCUCCUCCCCACCCCCACCAUGGAUUCCAUGUGCUCCCCAGCGGCCUAUGAGCACCCCCAGACUCUGGUUGGCCACACUGUGGAGCCCACCCUGUCCACCCCCCAGCCAGUGCCAGUAGUGCAGCAUGUAGCAGCGACGAUGGAGGUGACGACUCCGCAGUAUGUGGCGCAGGGCGACGCCGCCGUGGUCCACCAGGAGCCCAGCGUGGCCGUCCUGCCCGUGGCCACGCCGGGCACGGUGCAGAGCCAGAGCUACGGGGUCUGGGAUUCCAGCCAGCAGCCCGUGGCUGUCCAGCAGCAGUACUCACCAGCCCAGUCCCAGCCAGCCAUCUACUACCAAGGGCAGACCUGUCAGACGGUUUAUGGGGUGACGUCGCCCUACUCGCAGACCACCCCUCCCAUCGUGCAGAGUUAUGCCCAGCCAGGUCUCCAGUACAUCCAGGGCCAGCAGAUCUACACAGCUCAUCCACAGGGAGUCAUAGUGCAACCACCAGCAGCAGUCACCACCAUCGUUGCAGCUGGCCAGCCUCAGCCCAUCCAGCAGCCAGAGCUUGUGGUCACCAAUAACCUCCUGGACUUGCCUCCACCAUCCCCUCCCAAACCCAAAACGAUUGUCCUCCCACCCAACUGGAAAACAGCCCGAGACCCAGAGGGGAAGAUCUACUACUACCACGUGGUGACCAGGCAAACCCAGUGGGACCCUCCAACCUGGGACAGCCCAGGGGAUGAUGCCAGCCUUGAACACGAAGCUGAAAUGGACCUGGGGACCCCAACAUACGAUGAAAACCCCAUGAAGUCUUCCAAGAAGCCCAAGACGGCAGAAGCGGACACGUCAAGCGAGCUGGCCAAGAAGAGCAAGGAGGUGUUCAGGAAAGAGAUGUCGCAGUUCAUCGUGCAGUGCCUGAACCCCUACCGCAAACCCGACUGCAAGGCCGGGCGGAUCACCACCACCGAGGACUUCAAGCACCUGGCACGGAAGCUGACCCACGGGGUGAUGAACAAGGAGCUCAAGUACUGCAAGACCCCCGAGGACCUGGAGUGCAACGAGAACGUCAAGCACAAGACCAAGGAGUACAUCAAGAAGUACAUGCAGAAGUUUGGGGCCAUCUACAAACCCAAAGAGGACACAGAGCUGGAGUGACCUCCACCCUGGGCUCCAGCAGCUCCACCAGCCCCAGCCCAGCCCUCUGCUGCGCUCCGCCGCCCGCCCAGGGGCCUGCUCCGGGAGGUU
This is a messenger RNA of Indicator indicator, 7854 nucleotides long. It is a transcript of the gene SETD2, whose product is annotated as SET domain containing 2, histone lysine methyltransferase. Gene Ontology annotation, molecular function: protein binding; histone H3K36 methyltransferase activity. The transcript is spliced from 20 exons. NCBI's taxonomy places the organism in Eukaryota, Metazoa, Chordata, Aves, Piciformes, Indicatoridae. Gene Ontology annotation, biological process: regulation of DNA-templated transcription. Gene Ontology annotation, cellular component: nucleus; chromosome. The coding region runs from base 1 to 7764 and encodes 2587 amino acids. The record is from RefSeq and is a predicted model, not a curated record.